Molecule: messenger RNA, 787 nt
Organism: Papilio xuthus (Asian swallowtail)
Lineage: Eukaryota; Metazoa; Arthropoda; Insecta; Lepidoptera; Papilionidae
Product: glucose 1-dehydrogenase-like
Exons: 1
Coding region: 32-787 (251 amino acids)
Molecular function (GO): oxidoreductase activity
Source: RefSeq, a predicted model, not a curated record
CGCUUCAACUAUCAAUUUUAAAACUGAAAAAAUGAGUUUCGAAAACAAAGUAGUAAUCAUAACUGGCGCCAGUUCUGGAAUUGGAGCUGCUACUGCCGUCCUUUUCUCUAAAGAAAAAGCCAAUGUUGUUCUGGUAGGAAGGAACGAGACGAAACUAGAAAGCGUAGCUGCGCUAUGUGAGACUAAGCACUUAGUUGUGAAAGCAGAUGUAUCAAAAGAAGAGGAGGCGAUUAAAAUAGUUGAACAAACAGUAGAUGAAUUCGGAAAGAUUGAUGUACUGGUAAACAAUGCUGGUGUAUCACGCUAUGGAAGUGUUGGAUAUGGUAACAUAUUAAAAGCAUACGAUGAAGUGAUGGCUACUAAUAUGCGAGCUGCUAUUAUUCUGACGUCAUUGUGUGCUAAGCAUAUAAUUUCUAGCAAAGGUAAUGUUAUUAACGUAUCAAGUGUGUUAGCAGUGAUACCACCGAAUAAGCCUGGCUUGUUACCUUACUGUAUAUCCAAAGCAGCAUUGAAUCUUUUCACUCAAGGCGUUGCUUUGGAUCUUGGGAAGCACGGUGUUAGAGUGAAUACGGUUAGUCCGGGACCAGUUAGGACAGAUAUUAUUGUAAACUCUGGGAUUCCAGAAUCGAAAUUGUCUUGGGCUGAUUUCGCAGCUAAUACAGUUCUGAAGCGAGUUGGUGAACCAGAAGAGAUAGCAGAUCUUAUUGUUUACCUCGCAAGUGAUAAAGCAAAGAGUAUUACAGGAUCUAACUUCGUCGCUGACAAUGGGUUCACUUGGAAACGUUAA